GAAGACUCCUCCACACUGCUUCUCAUUUACUUCAGAUUCAAGACUCAACCCUCCCUCUUUCUCAUCUUCUUCAAAAACUCAUGCAACUCUUUACAACAACAUUUCCACUCAAUUCGUUCUAAUCCCAUGUCUGUAAAUGCAUCAAAAGAAAUCAGACAUUCAAAUCGGAACAGAUAGCACCGGAAUCUCUUCCGAUUUCAACCCCACACCCACAAUUCCUCACCAAUCCCCUCAAAAUCUCUCUCUUUUCAAAUCAACUUGUUCUUCAUCUUCGUCACUCUCUUCUUCUUCAUCUUUACUAACAAUUCAGUCACUUGAUCAUUUUCAUGAACAUCAAAUUGUCAUCGAUGAUGAUCACGAUUCAGUUGCUAGAUCAACUCCUCACAAACGCUCUGUUUUCUCCCAAACAAAUUCUGUUUGUAACAACCCAUUUACGUCGAAAACAGUUAAUUCUAACCGCUUUAGGUUUUGCAACCCGAAAUUUACAUUAAUCUACUGGGUUAACCGCCUCAGUCGCCUCAGGCGACUGCGAACUCACCUCCGGUUGAUUCUGUUACUGUCUGUUCCGGUUUUUUACUUCGUAGUAUCGAAUCCUAGUCGAUCGUUGGUUCUUGAUUUUUUAUCCGCACUCGCGUUCUCAGCUGCGUUGUUGUUGUCGCUUAAUCUCGCACUUCCUCGCCUCCCUUCGAUUCGUUUGUUUUUCGCUAGAUCGUUCCCGAUCAAGCUGACGUUUUCGGAGAAUGUUCCGUUCUCCAGGUCAGCAUUGCCGGUGCUGUGGUCGAUAGGGUCGAGAGCGAAAAUGGAUUAUGGGUAUGAUUCAGGGUGUUGGGUGCAGACAUAUAACAAUGGGGAUGUGUAUGAGGGUGAGUUUCAUAAGGGAAGGUGUUCCGGGUGUGGGGUUUAUUACUAUUGUAUGAGUGGGAGGUAUGAGGGUGAUUGGGUUGAUGGGAAGUACGAUGGUUACGGGGUGGAGACGUGGGCCAGGGGGAGUAGGUAUCGGGGGCAGUAUCGGGUCGGGUUGAGACAUGGGUUUGGGGUGUAUAGGUUCUACACUGGAGAUGUUUACGCGGGUGAAUGGUUAAACGGGCAGAGUCACGGGUGUGGAGUGCAUACUUGUGAAGAUGGAAGUAGGUAUGUUGGAGAGUUCAAACAGGGUGGUAAACAUGGUCUUGGACAUUAUCAUUUCAGGAAUGGGGAUACAUAUGCUGGAGAAUAUUUUGCUGAUAAGCUGCAUGGUUUUGGCGUGUAUAGUUUUGCGAACGGACAUAGAUAUGAAGGAUCUUGGCAUGAAGGAAGACGGCAAGGGCUUGGAAUGUACACUUUCAAGAACGGUGAAACGCAUUCCGGCCAUUGGCAUAAUGGGGUUCUUGAUAUACCGAGUUCUCAUUGUGCAACACAACCGGUGUCGCCUGUUGGGGUCUAUCAUUCCCGAGUUCUGAAUGCAAUCCAGGAAGCCCGGAGGGCAGCAGAAAGGGCGUAUGAUGUAACCAAAGUGGACGAAAGAGUUAACAGGGCAGUGGCAGCUGCCAACAGGUCAGCUAAUGCUGCUAGAGUAGCUGCAGUGAAGGCAGUACAAAAACACCUACCUGACAAGAGCAACUGUCAAAAACUUCAUAACUGUUUCCAACAGCCUAGCUUGUGACAGAUUUUGAAAGCUAGUUAUUUGAUGACAUCACUCAUGGGUAUAUAGAAGUUUAGUUACUUAGAUUAGCAAUAGCACUUAGUUAAUGUUUGAAACCAAGCUAGUGUUGCAUGUCUGAUAUGAAAUCAAGAUCAAAUAUAUGUUGGGUCUAAAUGAUGUAAGCAGAGACAUGGCAUUUGAAGUUCAAACCUUGCUUGAAAAA
Messenger RNA from Helianthus annuus (common sunflower), 1844 nucleotides. RefSeq lists its product as uncharacterized. The transcript is spliced from 3 exons. The record is from RefSeq and is a predicted model, not a curated record. NCBI's taxonomy places the organism in Eukaryota, Viridiplantae, Streptophyta, Magnoliopsida, Asterales, Asteraceae. The coding region runs from base 137 to 1642 and encodes 501 amino acids.